Molecule: messenger RNA, 723 nt
Organism: Leishmania braziliensis MHOM/BR/75/M2904
Lineage: Eukaryota; Euglenozoa; Kinetoplastea; Trypanosomatida; Trypanosomatidae
Exons: 1
Coding region: 1-723 (240 amino acids)
Source: RefSeq, a predicted model, not a curated record
AUGCGGUGCUGCUUUCCUCGACUGUUUCAAGCGGGAGUUCACACGCCUCAUGGGCUGCGAUACAAUGCGACUCGGAUGAAGAACUGGCCAGUCCAGGAAGUGCCACCGAACUUCAAUUUCACGAAUGAGCAGCGCUUCAAGGCAAAGGCAAUGCCACGAGACACGGGCAAGAUCCCGCGCGACUUUUUGCUCUCCGUGCUGUACCGCAACCAGCCUUGUGAAGUGGCUUCUCUCUGGGAGCACUGCAUGAACGAUCCGCAGAUUGUGCUCGACAGCAAGCGGCACCUGCGCGAGGUCCUGCAACAAGCCCGCACGGAGGGGUUCGUUUCGUUUGAGAAAGACGCUGUGACAGACCGUUGGGUGUGCCACUUGACGCGUGAGAGGUUCGAGGAGGUCCGUGCGCUGGUGGGUGCGCGGACAGAGACGCAGGACUUGUACUCGGGCUUGCGCGGCGCGUCAGCGACAGAGACGUCGGCGUACUCGGAGAGUUUCAGAAAGAUGAACGAGGACACGAAGCGGGAACACCUACGCCUACUUUCGGAGCAGGUGGCUGACACCACUGCCCAUCUCCGAAAGUUUCAGCGGAUGGAGAUGGACUACCUGCCGUACACCGACUUGAACGGAAAGGUGAACUUUAUGUGGUGGUACGAGAUGAGCGACACCCGCGGUGCUGCUGCGCUGCCCGAGGCAGAGGUGGAGGGCAGCUCGAAGCUGAGUGAGUAG